CCUCCCUCUGUCUGCCCCCUCCUUUCUCCUCUGUCUCUGUCUCUCUCUCUUCUGAAUCCUGUAAGAGGAAGUUGGAGAAACUAUGCUUCUUAACCAGUAAAUUCUACCAGGUAUACAUGUUCCUGGUGAAGUGGCAGGACCUGUCUGAGAAGGUGGUCUACCGCCGCUUCACAGAGAUCUACGAGUUCCAUAAAGUGUUAAAGGAGAUGUUUCCUAUAGAGGCGGGGGACAUCAGCACGGAAAACAGGAUCAUCCCCCACCUGCCAGCCCCGAGGUGGUUCGAUGGGCAGCGGGUGGCGGAGAGCCGCCAGGGCACGCUCACCGAGUACUUCAGCACGCUGAUGGGCCUGCCGGUCAAGAUCUCCCGCUGCCCACACCUCCUCGACUUCUUCAAGGUUCGCCCAGAUGACCUUAAACUCCCCUCCAACAAUGAAGUGAAAAAGCCAGAGACGUACCUGAUGCCUAAAGAUGGCAAGAGCGGUGUUGCUGACAUCACAGGCCCCAUCAUCCUGCAGACAUACCGUGCCAUCGCUGACUAUGAGAAGAACUCGGGCUCCGAGAUGGCGCUGGCCGUGGGGGACGUGGUGGACAUCGUGGAGAAGAGCCAAAGCGGCUGGUGGUUCUGCCAAAUGAAGACAAAGCGUGGCUGGGUCCCAGCAUCCUACUUGGAACCCCUGGAUAGUCCCGAUGAGCCUGAGGACCCGGAGCCCAAUUAUGCAGGGGAGUCCUACGUCACCAUCAAAGCCUACCUUGCCGUGAUGGAGGACGAGAUAUCCCUGCAGGAAGGUGAAACCAUCGAGGUCAUUCAUAAACUCCUGGAUGGCUGGUGGGUCAUCAGGAAAGAAGAAGUCACCGGCUACUUCCCGUCCAUGUACCUGCAGAAGGCCGGUGAGGACCACACCCAGGCCCACCGCCAGAUCAAGAGCCGAGGGGCGCCACCCCGCAGGUCGUCCAUCCGUAACGCACACAGCAUCCACCAGCAGUCGCGGAAGCGCCUCAGCCAGGACACCUACAGACGAAACAGUGUCCGCUACCUGCAGCAGCGUCGCCGCCCAGCGCGACAAAGCCCGCAGAACCCUCGGAGUGCGCAGAAGGAGCAGCCGCAGACCGAUCGCGCAAGGCCGCAGCCUGCUGUACCCCCACGGCCCAGCGCAGACCUCAUCUUGAAUCGCUGCAGCGAGAGCACCAGGCGGAAGCUGGCGACUCCCACUUGAGGCCACCUCGGGAGGACGGCCUUGCCCCUCUGCAUCCACCAGCCUCUAUCCUUGUAGUGCCUGAUGUCCGGCUGUCGAGGGUAGCCCUGGGCCCUGUCCCACCUAGAUGCCUGCCCCCCUUAAUAAAU
Molecule: messenger RNA, 1342 nt
Organism: Condylura cristata (star-nosed mole)
Lineage: Eukaryota; Metazoa; Chordata; Mammalia; Eulipotyphla; Talpidae
Gene: NCF1
Product: neutrophil cytosolic factor 1
Exons: 11
Coding region: 117-1214 (365 amino acids)
Biological process (GO): respiratory burst; superoxide anion generation
Cellular component (GO): cytoplasm; NADPH oxidase complex
Molecular function (GO): phosphatidylinositol binding; protein binding; superoxide-generating NADPH oxidase activator activity
Source: RefSeq, a predicted model, not a curated record